AUGCCACAUCACGUGGAUCACUAUGGAGUACCCAUUGUGCGAGUGCCUCCUGCUGUCACGGGACGUGCGCUCGAAGACAUUCUCGAACUGGCACCCAAAGAAGGGGCCGCCCGGUUUGAAUUCUACGAAUCCAAUAUUGCCAACAAACUUGGCUUGGGAAAAGCCAUACGGUAUGCCCUGGACGUGGGGAUGGACUCUAUAGAGACGACAGUAGUGGCAUUGGCGCAGGACUUGUACCAACGGUUGUUGCGGCACAAUCCAAAGAUUCGGGUCCACCAUCCUCCCGCCAGUGGGAUUGUUACAUUUUACAUUCCCGGCAUGCCAUCCCGAGAGCUCAAGGCCAAGCUGGACUCUGCCAACUUUGAAACGAGCUUGGUACCGGCCACGUCAACACCUUUGGAUUCGUCGCAGACACAAGUGCCAGACAUGGUCCGGGUGUCACUCUCCUACACCAACACGAAACAAGAUUCGGAUGACUUGUGUCAUGCACUAGUAGAGACAAUCGUGUCGGCAACAGCACAGGAGAGCUGA
This is a messenger RNA of Seminavis robusta, 531 nucleotides long. NCBI's taxonomy places the organism in Eukaryota, Bacillariophyta, Bacillariophyceae, Naviculales, Naviculaceae. The record is from the annotation of a GenBank genome assembly.